Messenger RNA from Caretta caretta (loggerhead turtle), 3693 nucleotides. It is a transcript of the gene PIWIL4, whose product is annotated as piwi like RNA-mediated gene silencing 4. The record is from RefSeq and is a predicted model, not a curated record. Lineage: Eukaryota; Metazoa; Chordata; Testudines; Cheloniidae. Gene Ontology annotation, molecular function: protein binding; RNA binding.
UUCACACUUUUGUGCUGUUUAUCUGCUUUCCUUUGUAAACCACCUUAAAGGACACAAACUACAAAAUUGUACCAUGAAUACUGCUUGGUUUUAACCAACGUUGCAAAACUGUGGCCUGCAUUGAAGGUGGAAUUAAUAGUCCUCCCAGGAUAAUUUGUCCACAUGCCCCUUCUGUCAUGCCACUCUGCAUUUAGUUUUGAUAAUAGAGAAUGGGUGAAAAAGGCCUGCCUUAUCAAGAAGGGGUGACAUCUGCCAUUCAAAACUAAGCACCAAAAUUGUUUUCUUUCAACUAGUAGAAUAUCCAUGUAGUCACAAAAAUACUGAAAGAAAAAGAACUCUUAUUAUUAACAUCCCUUGAAAAACCUGAAGAAUGCUGUUUUUUAGGGUGAAUUCUCCUAGAGUUCCUGAAUUGAAAAUUUUAAAGUAGUAGACAGGUUGUAUUUGUUUCCAGUGUUUGGUACCUGUCUCUUCCUGUUGACUCAGAGGCUUUCUGUUGCUUCUGUUUGAGCAGGUCUCUGAAUGAGAUGAUCUCAGUUCACUGAGGCUGUGAUUCAGCAGUCUGUCUUAAUCAGGAAAUUGUUUAAGCAUGGGGGACUUCUGCACAGGCUUAAAGUUAAAUAUGUGCUGGGGGAUACUGUAAUGUUUCUAUUCUGUAAUAGCUAUCUUUGUCUGUUCUGUGCAGCAUUGAAAUUUCUCUACAGUAUCACCUGUGCUGUACGUGAAAAGAAAAGGAGGACUUGUGGCACCUUAGAGACUAACAAAUUUAUUUGAGCAUAAGCUUUCGUGAGCUACAGCUCACUUCAUCGGAUGCAUUCAGUGGAAAAUACAGUGGGGAGAUUUAUAUACACAGAGAACAUUCUUUCAGCAGUGAAAUUUCAUCUCUUCUAUGAAAACAUGUAUCAUGUUGUUACAACAAUGGGCCAUCUACCGAAUGGCCUUUCUGCUGGGGAUUCUGGAUGCACACUGCUGGAGAGAGGGGGAAAGACCCGAUGUAACUUUCAAGAUUUGGGACUAAAUACUAGAGAAACUAUGGCACAUGUGAAAGACUGUAAAACAGGCUUCAGUGGAAUUCCAGUGAAAGUGGUCACAAACCUAUAUAGCUUAGGUUUGCCCAGGGAAUGGCAGCUUUACCAAUACCAUGUAACAUUUAAUCCAGAGUUGGAAUCAAGGCGCCUGCGCCUUGCUUUGCUUUACGGUCAUACUGAACUUCUUGGAAGAGCCAAAGUAUUUGAUGGAGCUAUCCUUUUUCUUUCUCAAAAGCUGGAAAAUCAGGUUACAGAAUUAUCGAGUAUAACGAAAAGAGGUGAGACUGUAAAUAUUACCAUUACACUAACAAAUCAGCUAGCAUCAAGUUCCCCUGUGUGCAUUCAGUUUUUCAAUAUCAUCUUCAAAAAGGUUUGGAAAAAGCUGUCCAUGUACCAAGUUGGACGGAACUUCUACAGUCCUUCAGAUCCAGUGGAAAUUCCCCAGCACAAGCUGACUCUUUGGCCAGGAUUUGCUGUUUCCAUUACACAGUUCGAGAACAGAGUGAUGUUAAGUGCUGAUGUGAGCCAUAAAGUCCUUCGCAGUGAGACUGUUCUGGAAUUCAUGACAAGUCUGUAUACCAGGAUUGACAGAGUGUGCUUCAUACAAACAUGUGAAAAGGAGCUGCUAGGACUUAUUGUGCUUACAAGAUAUAACAAUAAAACCUACCGUAUUGAUGAUAUUGACUGGUGCGUGAAGCCAACGGACACAUUUCCAAAACGUGAUGGCACUGAAAUCUCUUACGUUGAUUAUUAUAAGCAGCAGUAUGAUAUAGUCCUGACUGACCUAAAUCAGCCUGUGCUGGUUAGCCGAUUGAAAAGUAAGCAGAAUAGCACUGUUGAACCCCGUGUUGUCCACCUGAUCCCUGAGCUGUGCUAUCUAACAGGUUUGACCAGCCGGGCAAUUUCUGACUUCCGUCUGAUGAAGGAUCUGGCUCAAGAAAUGCAUCUGAAUCCUGAGCAAAGACAGCAAAGGCUGUCUCGGCUUGCUGACAACAUUCAGAGAAUCAAAGAGGCUCGUUUAGAGUUAGAGAUGUGGGGGCUGCAGCUUGGGUGCCAAGUUUCCCUGACAGGCCGUGUUGUCCCAACUGAAAAAAUCCUAAUGCAGGAGCAGACCUGUCUGCCAAUGAGUGCUGGUGACUGGUCAAAGGAUAUGCGUAAUAUGAAGAUAAUUGGAGUGCAGCCUCUGGACAACUGGUUAAUGUUGUGCAGUAACAGAAAUGGAGAACUAGCUGAGAACCUUCUGAAUUGUCUGAAAAGAGUGGGAGGUCCCAUGGGAUUUUACAUUGAAUAUCCCAAAAUAGUACAAGUACAAGAAAGCCCAAUGACAUUCCUGCGAGCAGUGCAACAGCAUGUAAAUCCUGAAGUACAGCUGGUAAUGUGUGUACUGUCUUCCAAUCAGAAGGUCUGUUAUGAUUCUAUUAAAAAGUUCCUGAGCCUUGACCGACCUGUACCAAGCCAAUGUGUACUAGCACGCACUCUGAACAAGCAGGGCAUGAUGAUGAGUGUUGCCACGAAAAUCGCAAUGCAGAUUAUCUGUAAACUCGGAGGGGAGCUAUGGGCAGUAGAGAUCCCUCUAAAAUCACUCAUGGUGAUAGGUAUUGAUGUCAAUAAAGAUGCCCUUAACAAGGGAAGCUCAAUAGUUGGAUUUGUGGCUAGCACUAAUUCAAAAAUUACAAGGUGGUUCUCUCGCUGCGUCCUUCGGAAUACAGGGACUGAUAUCGCAGAUUGUUUAAAAGUCUGCAUGAAAGGAGCCAUCAGCAAGUGGCACAAGUAUAAUUGUGAAUUGCCUGCGCGCAUCAUAGUAUACCGUGAUGGUGUUGCAGAUGGCCAGCUGAAGAUGGUUGUGGAUUAUGAGGUCCCACAACUACUUAGUGUCCUCACAGAAUUAACUACUAAUUACAGUCCCAAAGUGUCAGUGAUUGUGGUCAGGAAGAAAUGCAUUCCUCGAUUCUUUGCAGAGGCAAACAGAAACCUGCAAAACCCACCUGUUGGCACUAUUGUUGACACAGAGGCUACUCGUCCUGAAUGGUAUGACUUUUACCUAAUCAGCCAACUAGCACGUCAGGGAACUGUCAAUCCCACAUACUAUAAUGUUGUGUAUGAUAACAGUGGAUUAAAACCAGAUCACAUGCAGCGCCUCACGUACAAGAUGUGCCACCUGUACUACAACUGGCCAGGUCUAAUCAGAGUGCCAGCACCCUGUCAGUAUGCCCACAAGUUGACCUUCCUGGUGGGUCAGAGCAUUCACAGAGAGCCAAGCCUGGAACUAGCUGACAAGCUUUUCUAUUUGUGAGGAGGAGAAUAAUAAUAAUCUAUCACGAAGACAACUUUAAGAAAUACUAACAUGGCCAAAUCUGGAUAUGGUCUCAUGGCUGCCAGCAUACUGUAGCUCAAACUCAGUCUUGUAUCUGAAAGAAAACAUCUAGUUUUAGACUUAAAGAGAAAUAUCUAUUCUCUGAAUUAAGAGAACAGAGCCUUCUGAGCAGUAUAAGGGAUUAAGGUACUUUACUUCACUUAGCCCCAAUAGGAGACUUGGAGCAUACUCCCUAGUAACAUUUGAAAAUGUAGGGGUAUAUGAUGUUUUAAUAGAAAUGUUGUUGAUAUAGAUACACUGUACACCUGAUUAUUCUGUAAGCAUAUCAUUGCCAUUUAAUUUCCAGAUCGUUUU